CGCUGCAGUCAAGAGAAACGCAGCGAAGAGAAACACUAACAGACCAGCGUGUGUUUACAUUAAAACUUCAUUACAGAAGAAAACAAGUGAUAGGUUUGAUUUCACAAGCGUUUCCUCAGGUUAUGGUUUCAUUCUCAGCUGUCUCAUCAUGGAUCUAGUGCAGUUUUAUCACCCGGAAUCGUUUUCCUUCCCUUCUGAACAGAACAACUUCCUGGACCUGAUGUCAAUCAGCAGCCACUACAUCAAGACCGAACCCUCAAGCCCUUCGUCCCUGUCGGACAGUCUGACCCAGCACAGUCCCGGGGCGUCAUCGGACGCUGGGAGCAGCUUCAGUUCAAUAACUAAAGGGAACCCAACGGGUCUGGAGUCGCCUGGGUCAUACACUGGGGUCAAGGCAGUCCUCAAGCCCCCUGGCGCCCCCUGCAGUCUCAUGGAGGAAGCGAAGGUGAAGAGCACACACGGGCUCAGCUCAGGCCCCAAACGCCUGUGUCUCGUGUGUGGAGACGUUGGAUCUGGGUUCCACUAUGGAGUGGCGUCCUGUGAGGCCUGCAAAGCCUUCUUCAAACGCACCAUUCAAGGUAAUAUCGAGUACAGUUGUUCGGUCAGCAGAGAUUGUGAGAUCACUAAAAGGAGGAGAAAGUCCUGUCAGGCCUGCCGCUUCACCAAGUGUCUGUCUGUGGGAAUGCUGAGAGAAGGUGUGCGUUUGGACCGGGUGCGAGGAGGACGGCAGAAAUAUAAGAGGAGAACUGACUCUGAUUCCAGCGUGUACCUCAGCGUACCUCCACCUCACAGAAAACCCCCGUCCUGCAGCAUUCAGGGGGAGAAUCAGGUGGUGAGCCUCCUGUUGGGGGCGGAGCCCGAGCGAGUGUGUGCCAUGCCUGACCCUGCGCUCCCCGACAGUGACAUCAAAGCUCUGACGACCCUGUGUGACCUCGCCGACAGAGAGCUCGUGUUGAACAUCAGCUGGGCCAAACACAUACCAGGUUUCUCCAGCCUCUCUCUGUCCGAUCAGAUGAGUCUCCUGCAGAGCGCCUGGAUGGAGAUUCUCAUCCUGCGAGUGGCUUUCAGCUCGCUGCCCUGCGAUGACAAGCUGGUGUUUGCGGAGGAUUACAUCAUGGAUGCUGAACAGGCGAAGUCAGCAGGUCUGCUGGAGCUCCACAUGGCCAUAUUACAGCUGGUGCGCAGGUACAGAUCCAUGAGGCUGGAGAGAGAAGAGUUCGUCACUCUGAAAGCCAUCGCUCUCGCCAACUCAGACUCGAUGCAUAUAGAGGACAUUGAGGCCGUUCAGGGUCUUCAGGACUCUCUCCAUGAGGCUCUUCUGGAUUACGAGUGUGUCCAUCACAGGGAGGACCCUCGACGGGCGGGCAAACUCAUCAUGACCCUUCCGCUCCUCCGCCAAACCUCUGCCAAAGCCGUGCGCCGCUUCUUCAGCAUCAAACAGGACGGACGCGUCCCCAUGCACAAACUCUUUCUGGAACUUCUGGAGGCCAAUGUCUGAUCCUUAACCCGACUGGACCUUCAAACUAAGACGGCAGAAACGUCUGAAAGAGGAUCGUUCACAAAUCCAUGGGGAAAAACAGGUGCUUGUCAUGACGUAUAAAAAUAGUACAGGAUAUACUCCAACAAAUACAGUUUCACAUAGUUGAGGAUUGAUUUAACUAACAAAAAAGAAGUAUACACUACUGUGUUAAAAUUUGUUGUUAAUUUUUUUAGCCUUUCUAUUCAUCAAAAGAUCCUGAAAAAUACAUCAGUUUCCAACUGUUUUCAACAUUGAUAAUAAUCAGAAAUGUUUCUUGAGCAGCAAAUCAUCAUAUUAGAUUGAUUUCUGAAG
Pimephales promelas (fathead minnow) is the source of this 1831-nucleotide messenger RNA. RefSeq names its product estrogen related receptor gamma b (gene esrrgb). Lineage: Eukaryota; Metazoa; Chordata; Actinopteri; Cypriniformes; Leuciscidae. Gene Ontology annotation, cellular component: nucleus. Gene Ontology annotation, biological process: regulation of DNA-templated transcription. The record is from RefSeq and is a predicted model, not a curated record. Gene Ontology annotation, molecular function: steroid binding; zinc ion binding; sequence-specific DNA binding.